This is a messenger RNA of Paramecium sonneborni, 1543 nucleotides long. The record is from the annotation of a GenBank genome assembly. Lineage: Eukaryota; Ciliophora; Oligohymenophorea; Peniculida; Parameciidae.
AUGAUUUUAUUAAUUACCUUACUUUUCUACAUAAUCAAAAGCAAACCAAAUUUGUCAGGAUUUAUUGAGACAGACAUAGAAUAAGAGAUAAAGUUGGAUUACUCUGCAAAAGCAAAAAGUAUCAUAAUAAAAUUUAAUUUGCAAUCCUAAGACGCCUUAUGUUUAGUAUCCUAAACUAGUUUAGAUCUAGUUUAAUUAACAGAAUUAACAGAUUUAACAAAGUCAAAAAGCUAAUCAUUUAGCUACGAUUAUCAAAGCUAUUUAGCUAACAGUACUUAUCAAUUAGUAGAAAUAUAGUUUUAAACUCUUAUUUAUAUGAGAUGUUUAGAAACUAAUUACUCAAAUGAAAAAAGCUUUUAUGAAUUGUAUAUUUCAGAAAAUCCUUAUAUUGAGACUUGUAAUAAUGAUUGUAAUGGUUACGACUAUCCUGUUAUCAAAAACUCUGUUUGUGUAUCUAUGUAAUGUAAUUGUUUAGAUUAAUCAUUUGGGCUUUAUUGCCAAUUUUAAUCAAUUACGAUAUAUAGCAAUAUUUUAUCUAAAUUAUAAAUAGAAUCUCAUCAAUGGAUAUACUUAGAAUAUGAAUUAAGUACAACUAAUUUAGAAUUUUAAUGUUUGUCUCUAGAAGAAGAUGUAUGUAAAUAUAAAUUUAAAUUAUUCAAGAUUAUAGUUUAGUUUUUAAGUAAACACCUUAAGUUAAAAUUCCUACUUUGUAAAACAGCAAAAACUUAUAGUCUAAAGUAAAUGUAUAAGAAUAAUUAAUAACUAAUUAAUCAAAUUUUAAUGUUGACGUAAUCUAUAUUGGUCUCUACAAUAAUCAAACUAACCCUAUUGAAUUACAAUUUAAAAUUGUUACAUAUUAUGAAGAUGAUCAGUCUCUUUAUGAGCGUAAUAAAAUAAUUAUUAUCAUAACUGUUUGUGUUAUUGCCGCUCUUCUAUUAUUUACAAUAGGGUUAUCUGCAUUAAGAACUAGAAAAAAAAGAUUAAUUCGAAAAUAAGUAUAGGAAGCUAUUCGCAGGAAUUUAAAUUAAUAAGGAAAUAUAGAUUAACAAUCUCCUUUUAGAUAAGCAAAUCCAUCUAUUUAUAAAGGUAUAUAUACUCAUUAUUAUAUUAUGAAGGUUUCUAAAUAAGAUUUAUUAAGGAUCAUUUUAAAGCAAAUUAUUAUAAUAAAUUUAUUACAACUUAUCCUGGAUUAUCAUAAUUCGAAGAAUGUGCAGUUUGUUUAGAAUCAAUGAAGAAAGCUAAUAAUAAAUUAUAAAAUGUUUGUGCUGUGACUCCUUGUUUUCAUAUUUUCCAUUAUAUUUGUCUUUAAGAAUGGUUGCUUAGAUAAAAAAAUUGCCCAUUUUGUAGAACUGAAUAUACUAGAAAAAAAAUUAUAUAAGAUUAUCCAUGGUUAGAUAUUGCAAAUUUAUAAAUCAAAAAUACUGACUCAAAUUAUCUUUGUCGUAUCAAAAAUUAAAUAGAAAGUGUUAAUGAAAGUCGUAUAGAAUUAACUAACCAUUAAUAAUUAGAUUAAAUUAAUCAAUUGUAGGAAGUUAAAGAUUGA